Messenger RNA from Colletotrichum orchidophilum, 753 nucleotides. RefSeq lists its product as uncharacterized. NCBI's taxonomy places the organism in Eukaryota, Fungi, Ascomycota, Sordariomycetes, Glomerellales, Glomerellaceae. The record is from RefSeq and is a predicted model, not a curated record. The transcript has a single exon. The coding region runs from base 1 to 753 and encodes 250 amino acids.
AUGAAGUCCUCCAUGAUCCUUCUUAUUGCUACCGGCCUGGUGUCGGGUCUGAGCAUCCCUAAGCAGCUGGACACCCGCCAGGCCGUCGUCCAGGCCCCAGCUGCUGCCCCCGCCGCCGCACCCGCCACUGCUCCUGCCCUAACGCCCGCUGCUCCGGUUCCUGCUGCCCCCGCUGCUGCACCACCUGCUGCCGCUUCCCCCGCCGAGGGCGCUGACACUGCUGCCGGGGAUGCGAAGAAGAAGGCCGCCGAAGAUGCCGCCGAGAAGGCUGCAGAGGAUGCUGCAAAGAAGGCGCAGAAUGAUGCUGCCAAGCAGGCAGAGAACAAGCAGAAGGAAGCCGCCAAGGAGGCCGCCAAGCAGGCCGGGAAGGCUAUGCAGGACUACCAGAAGAGCAAUAAUAACGACAACAAGGGGAACAACCGCAACAACAACAAGAACAACAAGAACAACAAGAAUAACAACAAUAACAACAAUAACAAUAAUAACAAUAAUGACAACAACAACGCCAACGCCCUUUUGCUUCAGAACAUCCAACUCCUCCUCGCCGCUAUGAACUUACAGAACGUCAACGUCCAGGCUCUCGCUCAGCUCCAGGCGCAGCAGCAGCUUGUGAUGCUCGCUCAGCUUCAGCAACUCGCCCAGCUCAACGCUGUGGGCCUCAUCAACCAGGUUCAGGUCGUUGCUCUCAUGCAACAGGGUCUCGUCCUUGGUGGCGUCCAGCUCGGCGGCGUCCAGGUUGUCAAGAUUCAGUGA